CAUCACCCUCUCCCCGGGAGAGAAGAAUUCUUGAAUUUUGGCAGGGGGUUUGUGACGGACUGAAAGCCGGAGCUUGGUACGAGAGCUAUGAUGGGUUGUUUCCUUUUGGGAUCAGGCCUCACCCCGAUUGGUCCUUGUUCAUAAAGCCAAUGCACCACGAGCAAAAGUCGUGCCUACUGGAUGACUACAGCCCAUCCCUGAUGUCCCUGGAGCACCGCCGGGCUCUGGAGCCGACGCGAAAAGCCUUGGCCAGCUGGCUCAAGUACUCGGAUAGUGGAUUCUUUCACAUCUCCGGCAAGCCUCGCUCCGGGAAAACGAAGAUGAUUGAUUAUAUUGCCUACUCGGAGGUCGCCCGCAAGCACCUAAAGACGUGGUGCAAGACCAAGCGCCUGACGCAGACGAAUAUUUUCUUCCGGAGGAUGGGCGACAGGCGGGAGACAUCAUGUGAGUCGAACCUGCAAGGAAUGCUUCGGGUCAUCCUCUGGUCCCUGAUUAACGACAAGCAAGAGCUGACCCCGCGCCUUUUUCCACGGCAGUACGAUUCCUAUCCGCGUGACUUCGAUGAAGACCCCUGUGUGAUUGAUGAUGAAGAGGUGCUUCUCGCCUGGGAUAGGCUUGCGAAGCUAGACGACAUCUACACGGACGACAAGUUUGUGCUAUACCUGGAUGGUCUGAACCACUUCAAGCAAGGCUUUCCCAGGAUGCUGGAUCACCUUAAGCAGUGGGUGUUGGCCCGGCCGCUCGACGUCAAGAUCUGCAUCUCAAGCCGCGGAGAGGUGGAAUUUCAGGAUAGUCUGAAGUCCUAUCCCGGUAUCAUCAUGCAUGAGGUGAGCCAGGCGGAUAUGUUAUGGUACAUCCGAUGGGCACUGUUGCACGAUGACGAGGAUUACGCAGCCCGAUAUGUCAGAAAUACAUCGCCCCUGGAAAGGGAAGAACUGGAACAACAUUUCCUGACCAAGGUCAAUGGUUCGUUCUUUCUCCUUUGGAGUCUGAUAGGGCGUAUUAAGCUUACCUUUAAGGAUAUGACUUCUCGAGAUGCGAUCAAAGGAUUCGUUGAUGACUGGAUGCAACAGUACGAGCAAGGUACUCUUAACGAUCAUGUUGACCAACAGCUGCUACGAGAGAGCUACCGAGAUGAUCCGCCAAAGUUGCCCCAGGUCUGA
This is a messenger RNA of Aspergillus japonicus CBS 114.51, 1163 nucleotides long. RefSeq lists its product as uncharacterized. The record is from RefSeq and is a predicted model, not a curated record. NCBI's taxonomy places the organism in Eukaryota, Fungi, Ascomycota, Eurotiomycetes, Eurotiales, Aspergillaceae. Bases 150 to 1163 code for a protein of 337 amino acids. The transcript has a single exon.